Adineta steineri is the source of this 1500-nucleotide messenger RNA. Lineage: Eukaryota; Metazoa; Rotifera; Eurotatoria; Adinetida; Adinetidae. The record is from the annotation of a GenBank genome assembly.
AUGGGUUUAAAUGAACGUCCUGCUUGUUUACGUAAUCUUUUUCAUGAAAUAUUCUUUGUGAGUACUUUGUCAUGCGCACAAUUACUUACACAAGCUGCUCUAGGAAAUGUACUUGUUCCAUUACAUAUAGUUGGUCCAGAUAUUGGUAUUACAAAUGUUGCUGAAUUACCAUGGACAUUAGCUGCAUAUUCUCUAACUGUUGGUGUUUUUAUAAUGAUUACAGGACGAUUAGGCGAUAUUUUUGGACAUAAAUUAUUAGUUAUGUAUGGAUAUCUAUUUUUUUCCGUUUUUAGUUUUUUAACUGGUAUGGCUGCAUAUGUAAAUAAUGGAAUCUAUUUUCAUAUAAUGAGAGCAUUUCAAGGAAUAGGUCCAACUAUGCUUUUACCUAAUGCUGUUGCAUUACUUGCUCGAACAUAUCCAGCUGGUUUAAGAAAAUCAAUUGUUUUUUCAAUAUUUGGAGCAACAGCACCUACGGGAUUUAUUAUAGGUGCUCUAUUUGGAAGUUUCUUUGCUCAAUAUGUAUGGUGGCCAUGGGCACAUUGGGCAUUAGCUAUAUUCUGUUAUAUUCUUGCUAUUUUAACUUACAUUAUAGUUCCAAGUGAAUUAUCAAAAGCGGUUCAUCCCGAAGGUAAAACUGAUGUUAUUGGUUCAAUUAUUGGAAUAACAGGUCUUAUUCUUUUCAUAUAUUGUUGGAAUGAAGGACCUGUUGUAGGUUGGGAUAAACCAUAUGUCUAUGGUGUAUUAAUUGUUAGUAUUGUUAUUAUUGCAAUUUUUAUUAUUGUUGAAAUGAAAAUAGAAGAACCAAUUAUGCCAUUAUCGAUUUGGUCAGUAGCUGGAUUUCCAGGUGUUCUUGGAUGUAUGGCUUUGGGUUGGUCAAGUUUUGGUAUAUUUAUUUAUUAUAUUGUUCAAUUUCUUGAAAAUAUUCAUCAUACAUCACCAUUAUUAACAACAGCUAUGCUAACACCACUCGUCAUUUUUGGUCUUAUAGCAACGAUUGUCGUUUCUCAACUUUAUGGUCGUAUACCUGCUCAUUAUUUACUUAUGGCAGCUAUGAUUUUCUUUUGUAUUGGUAAUAUUCUUAUUGCUACAGCACCACCUGAUCAAACAUAUUGGUUACAAGUAUUUAUAGCAACAAUAAUAACACCAUUUGGAAUGGAUAUAAGUUUUCCUGCUGCAUCAUUAGUUAUAAGUAAUAGAAUGCCAAAUCAUCAACAAGGUGUAGCUGCAAGUAUGUUAAAUACAGCAAUUAAUUGGUCGAUUUCAUUAGGCUUAGGCAUAGCAGGAACUAUUGAAAGUAUAAUGAUUAAACAAGGUAAGACACAACUGGAAGGUUAUCGAUAUGCAUUAUAUGCUGCUAUUGGACUUAGUGGAUUGGGUGUUCUUGUUGCACUUAUCUUCUGUCGUGUACCUAAAACAACUGGUCCAGAUGAGACAGAACCAUUACUACAAGAUCAACCAUCUACUAGUACAUAUGGUACAAUUAUAAACAGUGAUGCAUGA